Molecule: messenger RNA, 1649 nt
Organism: Asparagus officinalis (garden asparagus)
Lineage: Eukaryota; Viridiplantae; Streptophyta; Magnoliopsida; Asparagales; Asparagaceae
Product: ATP-citrate synthase alpha chain protein 2-like
Biological process (GO): succinyl-CoA metabolic process; tricarboxylic acid cycle
Cellular component (GO): succinate-CoA ligase complex
Molecular function (GO): succinate-CoA ligase (ADP-forming) activity
Source: RefSeq, a predicted model, not a curated record
CUCAACUACCCCCUCUUUUUCUUCACUCUCACUCUUUCACCCAACUUACCAACCUACCGCUCAAUCCUUCCUCUUUCCUCUCUCGCUCUCUCAAAUCCCCAUCAUCUCUCUCUCAGAUCUCAAUCAAUGGCGAGGAAGAAGAUCAGGGAGUACGAUUCGAAGAGGCUCCUCAAGGAGCACCUCAAGCGCAUCGCCGGAAUCGAUCUCCAGAUCCAAUCCGCUCAGGUUACCGAGUCAACUGAUUUCACUGAAUUAGUGAACAAAGAACCAUGGUUGUCAUCUACAAAAUUGGUUGUAAAGCCAGACAUCCUAGAUCUGGCUCAGGUUUCAGAAUUUGUGAAAGAGCGUCUUGGAAAGGAGGUUGAAAUGGGUGGAUGUAAAGCCCCAAUUACUACAUUUAUUGUUGAACCUUUUGUCCCUCAUGACAACGAGUAUUAUCUGUCCAUCGUCUCUGAGAGACUUGGCUGCACCGUCAGCUUCUCAGAAUGUGGUGGGAUUGAAAUUGAGGAAAACUGGGACAAGGUUAAGACAGUAUUUUUACCCAGUGAGAAACCCAUGAGCUCCGAGGCAUGUGCUCCAUUGAUUGCAACCCUUCCCCUUGAGGUGAAAGGUAAAAUUGGGGACUUCAUUCAAGGUGUUUUUUCAGUUUUCCAAGACCUUGAUUUCACUUUCCUCGAGAUGAACCCAUUUACAUUGGUAAAUGGGGAGCCAUACCCAUUGGAUAUGCGAGGAGAACUGGAUGAUACAGCUGCAUUCAAGAACUUCAAGAAGUGGGGAGACAUAGAGUUCCCGCUUCCCUUUGGCAGAGUCUUGAGCCCAACUGAAAGCUUUAUUCAUGGACUGGAUGAAAAGACAAGUGCCUCUCUGAAGUUCACUGUCUUAAAUCCCAAAGGACGGAUAUGGACUAUGGUUGCUGGUGGUGGUGCAAGUGUCAUAUAUGCUGAUACCGUUGGAGAUUUGGGCUAUGCAUCAGAGCUGGGAAACUAUGCCGAGUAUAGUGGUGCUCCAAACGAGGAAGAGGUAUUGCAGUAUGCCAGAGUUGUAAUUGAUUAUGCGACUGCUGAUCCUGAUGGUCGUAAGAGAGCCCUUCUAAUUGGUGGAGGCAUAGCCAACUUUACUGAUGUUGCAGCCACCUUCAAUGGAAUUAUUCGGGCCCUCAGGGAGAAGGAGUCCAAGUUAAAGGCCUCAAGGAUGCACAUAUAUGUACGAAGAGGUGGUCCAAAUUAUCAGACUGGUCUGGCAAAAAUGCGUUCUCUGGGUGCUGAACUAGGCGUCCCCCUUGAGGUUUAUGGCCCUGAAGCUACAAUGACCGGAAUUUGCAAGGAAGCUAUCAAUUGUGUCAUGGCAUCUGCAUAGUUAAGCUUCCAUAUCCUCUUUCUGGUACCCAUUCUCCUUUUAAUAGAUUGCAAGAGGAAGUAAGCUGAGGAGGUUUUGUUCAGGAAUAUUAAUGAUACUUCUAAUGGCCUUUAAAUUGGUUCACUGCUAUAGACCAAAUGUCUGCCAUUCUCCGUAUACUGUGUGCUUUGUUAUUGCCAUGUAUCAAACUUUUUGUGUUGUAUUUUCUUUCCAGGAAUUAAUUUCAUAUAAUAAUGUUAUGUUCAGCCAAAUACUCGAUUCAUAGGAUAUAUGCAUUUACAUGCCUUUUUUAA